AUGAAUAAGCAAUCUUGGUGUGCUAUAGUCGCUGGCUUGGCGGGCUCCUACCACACGCACGCGGAUUCCACUCCUGCAUCUCUGUGUCCUCCUGUGGUCCUUGUCUGUGUCCUGAACCUCUCCCCUGACCCACUGAGCCUCCUCUCCCCACACGCACGCCCCCCAAACCAUGCGCGCACGUGGGACCGCUCACGCACAGACAUAGAAGGACCACUGCUUGUUUGUUUGGCUAUGGGCAAUUCUGUAAAGUCGCUUAAAGUUUCCAGCAAGAAGGAGCAGAAGAAGCGGUACAAGGCAGUGGCUGAGGAGGGGGGAACAGGAGGGGCCCUCGCUCAGAACGGAGCCACGAUGCACACCGUGUUGGGGCCCGCCUGCAUCUUUCUGAGGAAGGGGUUUGCUGAGAACAGACAGGCUGUACGUCCAGAAGUGGGAGACGUCGGCCCCAAAGAUCACGACAUCAGAAAGAUCCUGUCACAGCUGAACCAGGAGCUGCAGGAGAUGGAAGAGAUGUUUGAGGACAACAUCAUUCACAGACAGACGGACCUCCAACCACCCACCUGGUCCAGCAACGAGGUCCAGACUCAGGCCUGGUCCAGCAGCGAGGUCCAGACUCAGGCCUGGUCCAGCAGCGAGGUCCAGACUCAGGCCUGGUCCAGCAGCAAGGUCCAGACACAGGCCUGGUCCAGCAGCGAGGUCCAGACACAGACUCAGGCCUGGUCCAACAGCGAGGUCCAGACUCAGGCCUUGUCCACCUGUGAGGUCCAGACACAGACUCAGGCCUGGUCCACCUGCGAGGUCCAGACACAGACUCAGGCCUGGUCCAACUGCGAGGUCCAGACACAGACUCAGGCCUGGUCCAACUGCGAGGUCCAGACACAGACUCAUGCCUGGUCCAGCACCGAGGUCCAGACUCAGACAGUGGACCUGCCAUACUCCGAAACCUGGUAUGAGGAAUUUGAGAUUGCGGUGAGGUGUAUGCAAGUCAAAGAGGCAGAGUUGGAGCUAGCAAGAGAAAAGUUAGCAAAGAAGGAGAAUCAGGAGGUUUGUGAGAAACUGAUGCAGCUGCAAACUUUGAACCUCAGUCUGGAGAAAGAUCUGGAACAAGCCAACGACAACUCACGUAAACACGAGUCUGAACAUCAGGAGGCUUGUGAGAAGUUGAAAGAGCUGCAACUCUCACACGAGAAAGAGCUUCAAGAAAACUUUGAGGAGCUCAGUGAGAAUGAGAAACAAAGCCAGAAGAUCGAGACGCUGGAACGCCAACUUCAGGAGUUCGAAGAGUUGAGAGAGGAGUUGUCUUGGUCUGUUCGGCAGAAUCAAAAUCUGGAGAAAGAGCUGCAACUUUUACAGAUGAAUGUGGAAACGCAGUGUGAAGCCCAGGGUUCAGUUGGCACAAAAACACAGAGUUCAGCUGAGAAGAAGAUGGAGAUGCUUGAACGCCAACUGAAGGAAUUCGAGGGCGUAAAAGAGGAGUAUAUUUGGUGUGUGGAGCAGAAUAUGAGUCUUGAGAAAGAUCUGGAACAAGCCAAAGAAACCUCACGGAAACAUGAGGCCGAACAUAAGGAGGCUUGUGAGAAAUUGAUGGAACUAAAACUGUCACAGACGGAAGCGUUCGACGAUCACCUCGAGGAGUUGAGCGUUUUCAAGGAGGGCUUUAAACAACAGGUGGAAGCUCGCAGACGUUUGGAGCAACAAGUAAGCGAGGUCGCACCCCAGGAGAAGCCGUCGGUGUGUGAAACGCAGACGCAAACGGUGGCUAGCCCGGAGAUGCUAACCGAUCUAAAAGCCGUGAAGGUUGAGACCUCUACCUCAGAUGUACCAACGCAGAAUCUGGAUCAAGCGACAAGGGCCUUAUUUGAGAAACCACAGACCAGUGCAGAGGAGUCCAGACCUCAGAGUCACAAGGAUGACUGCACAGAGCUCAAGGGAAAUGUGAAAAAUCUAGCAGAAUUAUUUGAGAGUAAACUUGAGCAGGACACGCAGAAGCAGGGGCCCGAGCUGCAGAGGAACCGGGUCAAGGGGAAGAGCGACCGAGAGCUCAGACCAGAGGAGAUGGAUGAGCUGCGCGAGGCCUUUAAAGAGUUCGAUAAAGACAAAGACGGAUUUAUCGGCUGCAAAGACCUCGGGAACUGUAUGAGGACCAUGGGCUACAUGCCCACAGAGAUGGAACUGAUAGAACUGAGUCAGCAGAUCAACAUGAACCUGGGAGGACAUGUGGACUUUGAAGACUUCAACUGA
Messenger RNA from Knipowitschia caucasica, 2238 nucleotides. Lineage: Eukaryota; Metazoa; Chordata; Actinopteri; Gobiiformes; Gobiidae. The record is from the annotation of a GenBank genome assembly.